AUGGCUGAGUCAUAUACAAUACCAAAUAUCGAUGAACUGAGUGAUGGUUGCAUGAAGUCAAUCUCCAGUCUGUCGAUAACAUCUAGGAAUCUUCAUCUCCCAGAACAGUGUGUUUCAGUUGAAUACUUACCAGACCAUCAGAAACUGAAGAUUUCAGCUGCACUGGGAAUGUCAUGGAGUCCAACGAUCCCCAGCCUCUGCCAGACCCACCCCACUCUCUACUCCAGGUUCUGGAAGGUUGCGUCGAUGUCCUACACCGAGAUCAAGUCACUUGUGAAGAAUAUAAACACGACCACUGCUCGAAAGAUCCGUGAAGUAGUCGACGGUCUUGAAAUGAUCACACCUUCCUCCGAGAGACCUACAUGGGAGACGACAGAAGCAGAUUCAGAUGAAACGUUUUGUAAACUAAGCAAAGUUUUACAGUUUAACUGUGAGUCUGUGACGUUAGAGAUUUUGCCAUAUACUCUUCGUAUGAUUGCUGCUCUUAACCUUCACUCUGUUGGUGGUUAUCCUCUUGGAGCUUGGGUUCGUGCUUAUGCAUUAGGCAUUGGGAUCUAUCCUUCUCUAGGAAGUGCGUUUAAGACAGAAGCUGUUUGUACUACUAAGUUGCCUUCAACGUAUGAUGAAGCCGAUGUUCUAGCGUUUCAACAGAGCUACAAAGAGGUUAUUGAGAACCUAUGUCUCAAUAUCUUGGCGGUCUUUGGUUUACUUCACUUGAGCAAGGACAAGACUUACGUUAAUGGAGAUGCGUAUAUGAGUCGCAUUUGUAACUCUUACUUGGAAACACUCAAGACUCCUGAUACUGCGAGUAUGAUGUUGACAAAUCACAAAGAGUGUCUUCUACGUAUUGCCCCACAUCCUUUUGGUAUUGCACAAACGUAUUGGCUUGCAAAAGUUAUGUAUAAGCAUCAGCUUAUAAUGCCUUCUCUAGUUACUCGUUACAACCUCCCAACUCCACCUCCGGUUCAGAGGAUAAUAGUGAUAAAUGAAGCUGUUAGAGAGUGGGAGAAUCUACCAGAAGCGAGAGAAGUGUUGGAAAUGUUUAGUGAUAAUCUUUCUCGUUUGAAGACGCAAGAGCUUGCCAUUAAGGAAGCUCCUCCAAGGUACUCAGAUUUGUAUCGAUUCUAUGGAUGUGAAGAGAAGAUUACGAUGCCAGAUAAAGUUUUGGCUGAUGUGAAAACAUUGAUGCCAGCUACCUACGGUUUUGCAAUGGUUGCACAUGUGAGUAAGGACGGUAAGAAGAAGGAUGGUAUCGCUUUAGCUCGCUGUCUGAAGAGUGUAGAACGUGAUACGAAUCAAGAACUCAAGAUCAAUGUAUGGUUGUUAGAAUCAAGAUUAGUAGAAAAAAAGAUGGCUAGAUCUCUCAAGAAAUCGGUAAAGUUGAGUUUAAAACAUGUCAAGAUCCGUUCUACAACAUCCACUUUCAAACCUCGUUCUCGUUCCAUAGAGAGGGACCAAAGAAUCGAGUUUCUUGGAGGAGAUAAUGUCGUUGUUGAUGGUGACAGUAGUAGCGAGUAUGAAGAAUUUGAAGAGGAGGUUGUAGAAGAAGAAGAAGAACAACAACAACAAGAUGAUGGAAAAAGCGUUGUAAGCGGUGGAAACAAAGCUAAACGCGAAGUGGAGAUAGAAGAGAUACAAGAAGAAACGGUGGAAGCGGCUGACGAGGAGAUAACUGAGGCAGGAAAUAGAGUGAUGGUGGUGGUGGAUAAAGUGGUUGCUUCAACUGGUGCUCUUGAAUGGGCUUUGAAACACACAUUACAAUCACAUGACUAUCUUUUCCUCUUAUAUUUCUCCAAACCUUUUAGAAAAGGCAAAAAGAAGAACCGGAAACGUGAAGUAAAGACAGACGAACUAGUCCAUACUCUAAAGAAACUCUGCCAAACAAAGCGACCUGGGAUAGAGGUAGAGAUAAGAAGACUAGAAGGAAAAGAGAAAGAGAGAGGAGAAAAGAUAGUGGAAGAAGCUAAAGAACAACAAGUGACCCUCUUAGUGGUUGGAGAAGAGAAGAAACCGCCGGUUUGGAGAGUAGUGAAGCGUUGGGGAUGGAAGAAACGGCGUGGCCGAGCUGGAGUUCUCAAAUAUUGCUUAGAGAAAGCUUCAUGUAUGACCAUUGCUGUUAAACCAAAGAACCGUAAGCUUGGUGGUUACUUGAUCACUACCAAACGUCACAAGAACUUUUGGCUCUUGGCUUGA
Eruca vesicaria subsp. sativa (arugula) is the source of this 2193-nucleotide messenger RNA. Lineage: Eukaryota; Viridiplantae; Streptophyta; Magnoliopsida; Brassicales; Brassicaceae. The record is from the annotation of a GenBank genome assembly.